Molecule: messenger RNA, 8549 nt
Organism: Chara braunii
Lineage: Eukaryota; Viridiplantae; Streptophyta; Charophyceae; Charales; Characeae
Source: the annotation of a GenBank genome assembly
CCGAUGGUUGAACUCAGACCAAACAUGCAUUGUACCCCUCACCAGGUGUGAAGGAGCCUGGCGCUGCACACAGGAAGAAAGCGCCAGGUCCAGACAUGCAUAGGCGAAGAGGUACCUUGAAGACGAAGCUGGAGCAAUGGCGCUGCAGAGUGUCACUAAUGUUCGCCACGCAGGAAUAGAGGAGGCCGCAGAGUGGCUAUCGAAGCAGCUGGAAAAAGAACUGUCCAGCAUUUCUGUGGAGGAGGCUGUGUACCUCGCCCGUGCAUUCGCCCACUACAUGAACUUGACAAGCAUUGCGGAGACACACCACAGUGUGAGGCGAACAAAGGCACCAAUGCUGUCGAAGUCAUGUGACGAGGUUUUCAGCCAGCUCAUCCAGAUGGGGCAUUCUCCACAGGAGCUAUACGACUAUUUCUGCCAGCAGGAGGUGGAAAUUGUGCUGACGGCGCAUCCUACUCAGAUUAAUCGGCGGACUCUGCAAUAUAAGCACCUGCGAAUAGCGAAUCUCCUUGAAAAAAAUGACCGUCCGGACCUAACCCAAGAAGAUAAGGAGCUCCUUAUUGAAGAUCUGGUUCGAGAAAUAGUGUCUCUCUGGCAAACAGAUGAACUGCGACGUCGGAAGCCAACUCCACUAGAUGAAGCGAGAGGAGGCCUGCAUAUUGUAGAACAAUCCCUCUGGAAGGCCAUUCCCACUUAUUUGCGGAAAGUCAGCGCCGCUUUGAAGAAGCACACAGGAAAGCCGCUGCCAUUGACUGUUGCACCAAUUAAGUUUGGGUCGUGGAUGGGUGGAGACAGGGAUGGGAAUCCUCAUGUGACCGCAAAGGUGACCCGUGACGUCUGCUACUUGGCAAAAUGGAUUGCUGCGGACUUGUAUCUCAGGGAGAUUGAUGGCCUGCGAUUUGAGCUGUCUGUUAGCAACUGUAGCGAAGAACUUCACCGUGUUUGCAUGGAUCUUCGAGCCAAAGAGCAUGAAAUGCAUGCAGGGGGGCAUCACCAUGGACAGCAUGGGGACGGGUGGGUGGACCGUAACGUGAAUAAUCUUGAAGUGGCAGGGAUGAGCGUUGGCGCUCUCCCUGAAGGCAUUGAUUUGCCUAUGGGUACGGAUGGAGUGCACGAAGUUCCCCACAGUGUCGACCUCCCCUCUGCCAUUGUACGUCUCGAUGAUACUCUGCAGCCACUGAUCACAAGUUAUUCGAAUGGCCAGUCCAGAGAUCCAUCAUCCCCCACUUCAUCGGCCUCAGACUCACCAAGAUUGGCAACACCGACCUUUGCUAGCACCCCAACCUCUGGUCCUGGUCCUUUGGAGAAGUUUUCCCGCGCUCCUUCGACCGAUAAACUGUCACGUGCCAAUUCCUCUUCUCAGUUGUCUGAGAAAGGUAGCAGUGUGACAGUUGCGUCGUUGUUACACUCACAGAAGAGAAGAGCAGAACUGGUGACCUCCUCGAGUGUUGAUAGACUUCUUAAUCCCAGGCGCCCUGAUGUGGCUCCGUACAGGGUGAUUCUGGGUCAUGUGCGGCAGAAGCUUGUGAACACCCGCAACCGAAUGGAAGAGCUAUUGGAGGGUAUAGCAACUGGUGAUGAGGAGAUCUAUGAGACAGCAGGAGAACUGAUGGAACCGCUUAUGCUUUGCUACCAGUCUUUGGUCUCAACGGGGUCGUCAAUAUUGGCUGAUGGACGGCUUGGAGAUUUGAUAAGGAGGGUGGCCACCUUUGGGAUGAACCUCAUGAAGCUCGACCUGCGUCAGGAAGCAGAAAAGCAUGCGGAGGCUUUGAAUGCAUUGACGACAUAUCUGGAGCUUGGAUCAUACAGUGAAUGGAGUGAGGAGAAGAAGUUGGAGUUCUUAGUUGCGGAGCUGAAGGGAAGGCGACCAUUGGUCCCGCCUAACCUUGAGGUAUCUCCAUCGGUGCGUGAAGUGCUGGACACUUUCCGGGUGGCAGCAGAGUUGGGAACGAACUGCUUAGGUGCUUAUGUGAUCUCCAUGGCUGCGGAGGCUAGUGACCUUCUGGAGGUUGAGCUGCUCCAAAGAGAGGCAAGAUUGAUUGUGUCGGGAGAGCUGGGAAGACCAUGUCCCGGAACAACGCUCCGCGUGGUGCCACUUUUUGAGACUGUGAAAGAUCUAAGGGGUGCUUCUGGAGUCAUCCGGAGGUUGCUGUCAAUCGAUUGGUAUCAUAAUCAUUUGGUCAAGAAUCACAAUUCUCAUCAGGAGAUCAUGAUCGGUUAUUCUGAUUCCGGGAAAGACGCAGGCAGGCUGGCUGCUGCAUGGGAACUGUACAAGGCACAGGAGGAUAUUGUAGAGACGUGUAAGGAGUACGGAAUCAAGGUGACAUUGUUUCAUGGUAGAGGAGGAACAGUAGGGCGUGGAGGGGGCCCUAUGUACCUGGCUAUUCAAUCACAGCCGCCGGGAUCAGUACAAGGAAGAUUGAGAGUGACAGAGCAGGGGGAGAUGGUACAGGCGAAGUUUGGCCUGUCAGCUGUUGCUGUUAGACAGAUGGAAAUCUACACAACUGCGGUUUUAUUGGCCACGGUCCACCCUCCGAUGCCCUCUCGCACACAAAAGUGGCGUGAUUUGAUGGAGGAGAUGGCGGAAAUAAGCUGCGAGAAGUACCGUGAUGUCGUCUUCCGCAACGAGCAGUUCUUGCAGUACUUCCAUGAGGCUACACCGGAGGCAGAGCUGGGCAACCUUAACAUCGGAAGCCGUCCGACGCGGCGAGGGAAAUCAGGAGGCAUUCAUCAGCUCCGUGCAAUCCCGUGGAUUUUUGCAUGGACACAAACGCGUUUCAUUCUGCCAGCGUGGCUAGGAGUUGGUGAAGGUCUGAAAGCAAUGUUCGAGAAGGGUCACAAGGAAGAGUUGCAGGAGAUGUACAGAGAGUGGCCAUUCUUCCAGUCGACAAUGGACCUUGUCGAGAUGAUAUUUGCGAAAGCAGACAUCCACAUUGCGAAACAUUAUGACGAAGUUCUUGUCUCCCCUGAGAGGAGAUCUCUCGGUGAGGAGAUGCGCAAGAGCUUCCAAAGGACAAUUGAUAUGGUGCUGCAGGUGAGCGGGCAUCAGAUUCUUGCAGAAAACAACAGAACCCUCCUGCGAAAGUUGAUCUGCCGUACGCCAUAUCUCAAUCCAAUCAACAUGCUUCAGGUCGAAAUUAUUCGCCGCCUUCGGAAGGAGGACUGCAAUCAGAAGUUACGUGACGCCCUCCUGAUCACCAUAAAUGGAUUAGCAGCGGGAAUGCGAAACACAGGUUGAAGGGAGAACUGUGACCUCUCUGAUGGAGAGGCAGUAAGUGUGAAAUACUGGUUGAUGACCCUCUUAUCGAGUAUCGAGGGGUGGCAACAAAUGCCAAAUUCUGUGACCCUUGUAUUGAGAUGGGAGAGCUGUAACCUUCAUAUGGAGAGGCAGCAAGUGAGCAUCAUUCGGCAUAUAAGAAAAUGAAUGUUGUCUUUCUACCAGCUGUCCCGUGGGACGAGCACGGUAGAUAUAGUGAAAGACAGCAGAAGGCAAGAAAACGUGGACGGCGAGGCUGAAGAAAAGAUGAGAGAGAGCUUAACACAGCUGAAGGUGAGAAGGCCAACCACAAUAUACUUUUUCAAGACGCGAAGUUUUGUACUCGUCAACAGAACUCUCUCCAUUCAAUACUGUUUUGGUGUCCACCAAGAUGGCAGGGUUUGAGUGAAACCCAUGGCAGGGAAGGAUCAGGGAAGUUUGUUUCUGGAGUGUGUGAAAUGCAUCGGAAUUCCUUAGACAAGGUCUGCUGGAGUUUCAAAAAGAGUUAUCAAGGGCAAUCGCAGCAGAGGAUGUUCCGCGGAGACAGAGACCGAGUUAAUCUGCUGAUGGGCCAGGAUGUUCUGCAGAGACAGGAGACAGAGACCGAGUUAAUCUGCUGAUGGGCCAGACUAUCUCGGGACUUGGUGCACGAAGGUGUAUGUUGAAAAACCUGGUGGAAGUAAGUGUUUACGCGGAAAAGACAUCUGGAACGUUCACUUUUGGUGGAAUCUGUCGUUGUGAAACUUAAACGAACUUUUUUAUCAGAAGUUAGGGGACUUGAGAUGCUGUGUGAGACUCCGGGCACAAAAAGUGCGGCGACGCAGACAUCCCCGUAAGAAAGGUGUUCUCUUAUUUGCAUGAAGUUUGUGGAAGGAGAAUGGAGACACAGAAUUGCUCAACGUCUUUUGCGGUGAAGUUGAUGCAAAGGUUGGGCUAGGUUCUUGUCCACACAUAAGACUGGCAGUUUGGGCUAAGGUUCGUGAGCGUCAGAAGAAGCUUCCGGAAGGUUAUUGAUGUUGCAGGGAGCACUGAAUGUGAGUUUGUGCAUGUGGCGUCAAUGCAAGAUACCUCGCCGUAUGGUUGAGAUGGUGCAGAAUGUCGUCGGAUCAAUUGGGAGAAGUUUGGACCCCUUGUAUUGUUGUCAUCCUCCAGAGUUCUGUUCACUCUCGACAUACUCUAUCGUUUCUUCAUGUCGAGUUUGCACCCUUGCACAGCAUGUGAGUUGCAUCGGUGAGCCACACCCGUUUAUAACAAGGGCUGCCUUGGUGAGCCACACCCGUAUAUAAAAAGGACUGCCGGAUGGGUGGGAGCUGCCUCGGUGAGCCAAACGCGUAUAUAAGAAGGGCUGCCGGAUGGGUUUCCAAUGUACCGGCCUGGCGGGGUCCAGUUCAAUCUGUUCCGUCCGACUGCAAUCUGCAAAAAAGUUAGGUUCAGAAGGUCUGGUCGUGGACUGCUUGCAUACCAUUGUUCUCCAGAGGUUCCGUUCAUUGAAUGUAGUCGUGUUUUCUUCAUUCCAAGCGUGCACCAGAGCACAACAGCAUGUGUGUAUGUGUGGAGUUCACAACGAGCCAGAUAGCCAUUCCAUCAAUGGACCUGGUACCGUGGAUGGGAAUUGGAUCUCCAACAUAGGAUUCUCCUCCCCUACAUCUAAGUUCCCUAGUUAGGAACUGUGCUGCACCAGGUAACGAUCGACCAGGUUCGAUGGACCAGGUUCAAAAAUAGGCAGUCCAGUAGGUGAGGUAAGUGUUCGAACAAUGGACCAGGUUCCCACAUAGGAUGUGCGCGGUGGUGAAUUCCAGAAGAAGAGAAUGGCAAGUUUGGAGAAGUGAAGAUGACCCUGCCAUAGGGACGAGGUGUUGUGUCCAUCGUCUAUUGAUUAAUGGAUUUCAGGAGAACGUCAAACAGAUUUGAAUGAACAAACGAAAAGUCGAAAACUGACUCCGGUGCUGUUAGCCUUUUACCACCGUCCCGGUCCUGCAAUGAGAAGAUAAAGGAGGACAAUGUAGUCGUUGUGAAAGGAGGUCGGUUUCUUGGUGCAUUGUCAUGCAGGAGCUAUUUUUAGGAUAUUGGCCCUCCUUGCACUACGCACCGAUUGUGCAAAAUGAGAUGAGAAUGGAUCUUCCGCUAGAAUAGAACAUGGCGAAAUAAAAAUACACCGCCAUAUUUUUGGUCUUUUGUGCAUGUGGAGAGUAGUGGACUGAGGCCCAUUGACAAGGACAAGUGCGUAGCAGUACAGUGUAGAAUGAUGUUUCGCAGUAAAUAGGUGAUAAAUUUGGCAAACGUGUAAAAGUGUUCGAAUAGCGAACAUCUGAUGGUGGAGUUGUCGGGAGUAGGAGUGGCUGUCAGGCAAAGGGCCGAAGGCCAGCGUGCAUUCGCGUGCUUCCCCAAGUGCACAAGGCCGAAGGGCUGCAGGGUAUGCUUCCCCGAAAACGACUCUCUUCGAGCCGCCUCAUCUCGUAUAAGCGCCAGGGGGCUUGCAUCACAGCUCCAGGCACGAAGUGCAGCAAGACAUGCUAGGCAAUGAGAAACACUAUUGAAGAUGAUAGGCAAUGAGAAACACUGUUGAAGAUGAUAGUGGCACGGAAUGGAGAGCUUGCAAGGCAAAAGACUAGAAGCGCAUAAAUACGACGAGUCGACGACGAGUGCGCAUGCGCAUGUAGCUUGUUUCGUAUCUGUGUGGAGCCUCAGGUGAUGUAUGAGGAAGGGGUUGUCCAACCGAUCUCACCACAUGCUCACUGUGCGCAUGAGCAUGAAUCCCCUUUCUAAAUACUAUGAGGAGGGGUUUGUCCAACCGAUCUCACCACAUGCUCACUGUGCGCAUGCGCAUGUAGCUUGUUUUGUAUCUGGCAGGCACCUUUCGAUGCAUGGUUAUGAGAAUACCGCUAGGUGACUGUGUAUGGGAGGGAUUAUGUUGUCGGGUGAUGCUUCACAGUGAGCAUGUGGUGGAAGCCCUUGCCUUAUCCUGGAGGUGCAGGUGUGUGCAUAUCAACAGUUUAAGUCAGCUGAGCGAUACAGAGCAUCAAUGAGAGAAGAUACGGUGUUGACGGAGCUCGCCACACACUUCUUAAUGAUGCGGACUGUGUGUGUGUUCAGGUAAGCAGUGGUAGAGAAGAGGAAUUGUGUCAUAUGCAUCAUACAUCACAGUUUAACAAUUUCUGUGCUAGUAGUAGUGUACGUGCUAUAUCCUAGUAUGUGUUGUAGGGGUGAUCAGCCCAGUGAUGAUAUGUCAAUGCCAUCGCCCUUUCUUUGGAAUAGAUAGAUAGGAGUUAAAAAAAAAAAGUUAAAACCGAAAAAGUCGAGGGGUAGAGGGGGAGGAGGGGGCAUACUUUUGAAAUUGUUAUGGCAUUGGAACAAGUCUUUCCUAGAGAAAAAAUGGGGUGGUUAUCAUAAUUCUGACGAGACUCUCUCUCUCUCUCUCUCUCUCUCUCUCUCUCUCUCUGGUGUUCCCGGUGAAGCUCUGGAUGAGACUUUUCUUGGGUCGCGACUUCCAGUAGACAGUUCCUAGAACUUUCUCCUGCUUUGGUGGUAUAUCUGAAUUUCUGCAGGGUAGGGAUUUAGUGUGAAAAGGAUGGCUUCCUGCUGUUCAGUGGAUGCAUCUAUAGACAAUCAUAGCCAGAUUCGAGAGGCGUGAGAAGAGGAGGCAUGAAGGCCGCUUUGUGGUGGUAUGCCAGAUGAAUUUAAAAAUUUCGCAUUGUCCGACCUCGUUUACAGCUUCAGUUUUUCUCCAGAUUUGGAAACUAAUUUGUGUGUCUGAGAAGGGAAAAAAAAAAACAUUUUUGUCAGCAGUUCGGGAUGGAUGCGUCAUCGAGAAGUAUAGCCGGUUUCUGUAGGAGUGAGAAGGAGAAGCCCAUUGCGCACUCUGUGAUCGAUUUGCCCGAUGAAUUUCACAUUGUCCGUCUUCAUUCAUGGCUUCAACUUUGGGAUUUGAAACAUAGAGAAGUGUAUCUGAUUACCAAAAAAAAAAAAAAAGUGUAUCCGAGUACUACAAUCCAGUUUUGUCAGCAGUGCAAUCCACUUCAGCAAUUUUGUGUCCGCUUCGGCAGUUUUGUCUCCACUUCAGCAGAGCAUCAAUCUCAGAGCAAGGCAGCCAAGCGCGACUGGUGUGGUUGGGUUGGACUGCAUAGCACGGAGGAAAAUGUUGGGUCUUUCCUGGCCAGAUGCAUCAUCUACUUGAGCAUCCGAGAAUGGGGGAAUGCCUCCUUCCUGACCAGAUGCAUCGUCUACUUCUUCACGGCAAUACAGUUUUCUGGCAGUGCGUGCGCCAUGAAGAUUGUACAAUGUACUUGCAGCCACCAUGGCUGUAUCCUUAUUCAGGAAGCUGUCACGGCUAUGGACAUGCGAUGCUGGACCCGGUUUUCAGCAGAAGCGGCCCCCCGUCUCUGCACUCGAAGCUAGGAAGGGGGUAAGGAGCCAGCAAUCGCCCCCCCUGGUGGCCCCCUGUCUCUGCAUUCCAAGCGAGGAAGGGGGCAAUGAGCGAGCAUUCGGCCCCCUUGGUGGCCCUCUUAUCUCUGCAUUCGAAGCUAAGAAGGGCAUAAGGACCAGCGAUCCCCCCGCCUUUGGUGGCCCCCUAGAGGGUAAGGCGUAAUCGCAGUUGUAUACGCGACUGUUGGAUGCACGGUCAUAAAACUCACAGCAUAAUAUCAUGCUUGCCUAUGCGCUGUGCUGUUUACAAUUGUGCUCUGUAGUGGUCUGUAGUUUCUACUUCAGUGCUUUGUAGUUUCUACUUCAUAAUACUAAUGGUUUCAUGAGUGUUCACCAUGAUGAGGAGUUAGUGAAACUCCGCCCCUCGUUUGUUGUCGUCUUCUUCCUCUCUGCCAAGGAUUUAGUGGGCAGUUCAACUUGAUGAUAUAUAUACAAUAUAUAUCGUAUGCAUAUAUGACGAUAUAUAUAAUAUAUGUUUAUAGUAUAUAUAUAUAUAUAUAUGUAUGUUUAUAGUAUUUGAUGUUGGUGACGAUAUGGCAACCAGAUUUUUUGGGGGGCGGCAAUGGCAGUGCUGUUGCAUUGACAUACUUGGUGUGUGAUAUGUGUCCUCGCUAUAGUUUACACUUCUUCAAACUUCACUGGCUGGUGGUAAGCUUUAUCAGCAGCGCCGCCGCCGCUCUCCGCAAUUACUUUGAGAGGGGAACUCGGUGAAGCUUCUUGAGAGCUAAAAUGUGGAGGUGGUAGAGCUCUGACACACACCGAACAAAGUGCAGGUUUUGGGUUUUCGUCGUGGCUGACCCAAACUUGGGAACUCUCUGGUGAACUCUCUGGUGAACUUUCCGCUCAGCCGUAAUGAACUGGUGUUUUUCUG